AGAAAAGUUGCUAGCUAUUAUUAUUUUGUCAUCAGUAUUCGCGAUAGUAAAAAAAAAUCAGGACUGCGAAAUAAAACACUAUUGACAUCUUGAGAGAAACCAUGGACUUUUUGGAAGUGACCUCCCGUAAAAGAAAAAGACGAAUAUCAGAUAACAGAACACAGUUGCCUAGCAACAUUCAGAAUUUUAUAAAGAGCCUCUUUGAAAAAAAGAUCAGUUAUGAGAAGAAGGAGGACUAUGAAUUAAGAGCUAGUUGUGACUGGAAGAUAUGUGAGGAAUGGAAGAUUGAAGAGUAUGUGUCGAUGAAAAAUGAAUUAAAUACGUUAAAAAAUGAACUCAAUGACAAGGAUAUGAUAACCUGGCAUGAGCAUACUCGACUUGUAAAUCUUGCAGGAAAUAUUGCUCCGGGAAUUAGGAACCAGCUAAGGCCAGAGCUGUGUACACAAGCCUGGUGCAAGUUUUACGAGAUAGCUUCAACAUACGUGAACGUAGCCAACAUGGAGUCACUAGUUACUGUACAUCUCUGUGAAGCACCGGGUGCCUUUGUAACUAGCCUGAAUCACUUUCUGUUUACACAUGAAUAUGCUGGCGACUGGAUGUGGUUAGCAACGACUUUGAAUCCAUAUUACGAGGGCAACAAUAUAGGUCAGAUGAUUGACGAGGAUGUAUUCAUACGCAGUAGCUAUGGCAACUGGUAUUUUGGCGAGGAUAACACCGGAAAUUUGAUGUCUGCAGUAAAUCUUAAAGGGUUACAGGGAAAGCUUGCCAAUAAUAAAGUUGAUUUGGUAACAGCAGACGGGAGUAUAGAUUGUCAAGGUGAUCCAGCGGAACAAGAGAACGUCGUAUCACGUCUGCAGCAUUGUGAAGUCUUGACAGCUCUUCAUAUUCUGUCACCAGGGGGCACUCUUGUUGUGAAAAUGUUCACCUUGUUUGAGUGCAAGGCCAUAAGCUUGAUGUACUUGCUUAACUGUGUAUUUGAAAAGGUUGAAGUUUUUAAGCCUUGUACAAGUAAAGGAGGUAACUCUGAAGUAUAUGUGAUAGGUCAGGUGUUCAAAGGAAGACAAUGCUGUGAAAGUUUCCUACAAAAUGUGACACCAGCAUACUUUGGUGAUAAUGAACCUGCGGGUUGUUUAUUUUCCCAAGAUGAAAUACCUUUGUCAUUUCUAGACCAACAUUCACACUAUGUACAGUUCUUCAAAGACUGUCAGAUGUCUACAAUACAACGUAACCUUGACCUUCUCAAUGUCAUGACAGACGAUGAAAGGUCAAAGGUCGAGGAGCAGAAAGAUUUCUGUAUGGAAUGCUUUUUCAAUAAGUAUGAUAUAAAACCAAUGCAGUAUGGUGCUAGGUUAAUGAAAUUACCUAAGAGAAGGAAGCAUGCUUCCAGCUGGACUACAGAAUUUUCAGCAAAAGUCAAAUUAGAGGGAAAGUUUACAGGUAGUUUUUGUGAGAGACAAGAAUUAUCUACAUUACCAUGGCAACAGAAGAUCUGUAAAAUAGAGACUUAUGAAGAUGAAGUUAACAGGCCAGAUAACUCACUGUGGAUUCAGUGUCAACAUAAUAUGAUGUCAGAGAAAGAUUUGGAUACAUACCAGAUAUUGAAGGGUAAACAAGUAGACAGUAUACAGAGUUCCAGAUUUUGUCAUGGAUUUUACCUACAUAGAACACAUGAAAUUGUCAAAAACUCAAAGUGGCUGGCAGAACAGACUGUAGCAGAUGCAGACUUUGUGAUGAAAGUAGCAUCAAAGCUGAGAGAGAUACUGUUAGACACUAUACAGUAUUACAACGAUAAACCAUCACAACAGCUACAGUCUAAUCCCGAUAAUAUGGUCACUGUCAAACUAUCACAGCAAACUGUACAGCCUGGUUGUGAUAGUGGUAAUGAAGUAGCUGGUAAAUCUGUAAAUCUUUGUGACAAUGUAACUGAUACUGAUGGCAAAGCCGCAGCUACUGAUAAUGAAGUUUUAGGUGCUAGUAUUGUUAAUGAUAAAAAUGGGGCUGGCAUUGAUACAGGACAGAUGGGUGAAGUUAAUGAUGAAAGUAAAGAGAAAAUAGGUACCACAGCUUGUAAUGACUGUAUAAACAAUGAUGGUGAUAAAACUGUUUCAAGUGCUCAAAUUCCUGUACAGGAAUGCUCAGCCAGUAACAAUACAGGGGAGAUUGUCGAAGUGGAUGAUGUAAGAAGUGAAGAAAUGACACUUAACACUUGUAGUAAUGGUUAUAAAGAUAUAAAUGAUGGGAGGACAAGUGAUUCCACAUGUGCAUGCAAUACAGACUCUGUAGAGACAAAAACCGAUAAUGUUAUGUCGAUCGGAGGAGAUGCUCCAAGAUUUACAUGUACCUGUGUCAAAGGUGGUUCACCUGUAUUAGAAGAACUUUCCAAGCAGGGUUGUAGUAGUGGAAUAACUGUGAGACUGUAUGCACUUGGUUCUAGGAAGGUCUGUCACAGGUUUGAACUUGUAGAGGACAAAGAUUUAUUGGCUGUUGUACAUGAUAUAAUUAAGACAUGUAAUUCCUCUGACUAUGUUAUUAUAGAGAUGGGAACGUGUUUGAGCAGGUUUACUGCCGGACUUGUCUAUAUUCUUUAUAGAACCUUCAGAGAGAUUGGGUUUGUACAUCACCAUGGAAACCUGUUGAAGCGCCACCUGUUGUGUAUCAAUUUUCAGCAUUGUCCAAUGAAAUUGUGUCAGUAUUUAGAAGAGGUGUGUCAUAUGAUAGAUUCUGACCAAUCAGAAUCAGUGUUAGAAAUAGUUCCUGUUCUCACAAUACUAGAAGAUGAUGACUUUACAUCGUUUCUACGAAUUUCCAACGUGAAUCUCCUGCAGUCUUUCAUAACAACUGUCAUCAAUGCAGAGAAAAAAGAACAUUCUCUUAAAAUGAACACUUGAUUUUUGACUAAAGUCUCAAAAAUACAGAUACACUUUUGGUUAAAGACCACAUGGAAAAAUGGCCAAGUGUAGAAAAUUUCUUACUUCAGGUGUCAGUUUUACUUCCCAGCUAGCUUACGGAAGGAAGAUGGUUGCGGUUGCACUUAGCAACCCAUAGAGGACUUAUUUUAAGCUUGGCUAUUUGAAGAAUAGAGAGAGCUAUUGUGCUAACCCAGGCAUCUGCAUCACAUACAUUCUAGUAAAUUUUUGUGUAAAAGUUGGUAAUGCCAAAACAAUUGAAGGGAAUAGGUUGAAACUUUACAGAUUUAUUUGGGAGUAUGACUGGAGGUCUUUAGUCAAGACACAUAACUC
Ruditapes philippinarum (Manila clam) is the source of this 3239-nucleotide messenger RNA. Its product is annotated as cap-specific mRNA (nucleoside-2'-O-)-methyltransferase 2-like. Gene Ontology annotation, cellular component: nucleus; cytoplasm. Gene Ontology annotation, biological process: 7-methylguanosine mRNA capping. NCBI's taxonomy places the organism in Eukaryota, Metazoa, Mollusca, Bivalvia, Venerida, Veneridae. The record is from RefSeq and is a predicted model, not a curated record. The transcript has 13 exons. Gene Ontology annotation, molecular function: methyltransferase cap1 activity. The coding region runs from base 102 to 2888 and encodes 928 amino acids.